Truncatella angustata is the source of this 1539-nucleotide messenger RNA. RefSeq lists its product as uncharacterized. Bases 1 to 1539 code for a protein of 512 amino acids. Gene Ontology annotation, biological process: protein ubiquitination. The transcript has 5 exons. Gene Ontology annotation, molecular function: ubiquitin protein ligase activity. NCBI's taxonomy places the organism in Eukaryota, Fungi, Ascomycota, Sordariomycetes, Amphisphaeriales, Sporocadaceae. The record is from RefSeq and is a predicted model, not a curated record. Gene Ontology annotation, cellular component: cytoplasm.
AUGCCCCCAGCACAUGGUUUGCAAACAAAUUCGCUGCCUGUGCCUCCAUUUGUGACCGGGAAUGUGGCAGGAGAUUAUUAUGGUGCACAGGGCAGUCCACAUGGCCAUGCACAUUCAACACCUCGCUUCCCACAGCGGCCGACUAUUCCGAGUAUUGACAGGUCGGGAGGCGUUGGGCCAAGUCACUAUAGUCCAAAUCCACUUGGAAAUGCCUCGACCAACUCUGGGCCAUCUGAGCAUGUUUCUCGCUCGAGCCGUUUACCUGCACUCACUCACGUAUCAACUGACCGGGCCGUGACAUCUCCCAGCAGAGACCUUGCUUCUCCUUUAAGAAAUGGAUCGAAUGUAGGGCGAUCAAGAACGCCUGAAAUAUCAUCGACAGCCGCAAGAUCUUCAUCGGUCACCAUGCCACCUAUGCCGCAAAGACCCACGGAGUCGUUUACGAAUUCACAGAGAACUGUUGUGGGUCAAACACACAAUAGAUAUUAUGUUUCCGCCUUGAACUCGGAUUCGCCAAGCGAUGAGGAUUCAGAUCCAAAUGAGACAGAGAUGAUGACAGCAAGAAUGCUAGAUGCCAUUACUGCGACCGGAGAAAGCGGACUACGUGCUGCUCAGUUAAUGAGAGGAGUGAACCCUGGGAGGAAGGUAGCGUCGAGGAAAGCUAUAGCAGAUCUUGAAAGUGUGGAGCUCUCAGAUCUGCCAGAAAGUGAAAGGGCUUGCAUUAUUUGCUACAAUGACUUUGGCACGGAGACUCCGGAAGGAAUAAACGAAGCACCCCUACGCCUUCCGAAAUGUCAACAUGUUUUCGGUGACCACUGUAUAAAGAAGUGGUUUGCAGAGUCAGACAGUUGCCCGUAUUGCAGGGACAAACUGCCUUCCGAGCCUCAACAUCGUGCCGAUCCAGAGUCUUUCGUUCAUGUCAUGCGACAAAGUCAGAUGCAGGUUCUCCGGCAUGCAAGUAGGAAUGGGUGGGCUCGUGACAACCAUGGGGAAGCUCGAUGGGGAACUUCUGAAGCCUCUUCCGCUUCAACAUAUCGGAGACCUGACGCUCUGCCGAGUGUCCGCUCGUGGCAGCAAUCUGAACGACGGUCACCGCCUGGAGAUGUUGGUGAGAAUCGUCGAAGGACACGCCCUCGCCAUGGCAGCCUACGUGCCUCUCCGCCAUCUGCUCGCUCGAACUUAUUUAUGGCUCCGGGUAUUUCGGGACAUCCUAAUGGUCAGUACCACACCAAUGGUGGCCGGCUUUACCCAUCAGGUCACAACCACCGACAUUCAAUGGGAGCACUCGGCUCGCCUGUCCCAGCCCCCGCAGGAUUUGAGAAUACCAUGGCGCCAUAUUUGGGACAAGUCCCCAUGUAUCAUGCACACGAACCCAGACUGCCUUUUCCGAAUCCCUUGAUGACAAGCGAAACCGGGAUUCAACCUAGGUGGCCGCCAGCAAGACCCGACUUUUACCCCCCUGCGUCACACACCAUUGGGGGGCCGGAAAUUCGGAUGGCGGAUCCAGAGGAAAGGGGCUCUGACUAUUCCGCGCAAUAG